AUGUCCUCGUCCUGCCAGCAUCUCAUGGCCGCCCUCAAGGAGUGCCUCUUGCACUCGGACUGCGUCGUGAAGCAGGGCCACUUGCCGUCUGAAUGUCUCAGAGAGCAUACGAAGGAGCUGCCGGAGGAGUGUCUCUCGCUGCGACAAGCCACCUUCGAGUGCAAGAGGGGGAUGUUGGACAUGCGCAAGCGGUUCCGAGGCAACUAUGUGGGCCUCCCGCCCAAGGCGUCGACUGCGGAAGGACAGGAUAGCGCAACUGGCACGGCCGCUGGUGAGACGAAGUCAUAG
This is a messenger RNA of Fomitopsis serialis, 288 nucleotides long. Its product is annotated as cytochrome c oxidase assembly protein PET191-domain-containing protein. The record is from RefSeq and is a predicted model, not a curated record. NCBI's taxonomy places the organism in Eukaryota, Fungi, Basidiomycota, Agaricomycetes, Polyporales, Fomitopsidaceae. The transcript is spliced from 2 exons. Gene Ontology annotation, cellular component: mitochondrion. Bases 1 to 288 code for a protein of 95 amino acids. Gene Ontology annotation, biological process: mitochondrial respiratory chain complex IV assembly.